Xyrauchen texanus (razorback sucker) is the source of this 957-nucleotide messenger RNA. RefSeq names its product protein LLP homolog. The coding region runs from base 64 to 429 and encodes 121 amino acids. Gene Ontology annotation, molecular function: RNA binding. Gene Ontology annotation, cellular component: nucleolus. Gene Ontology annotation, biological process: dendrite extension. The transcript has 3 exons. NCBI's taxonomy places the organism in Eukaryota, Metazoa, Chordata, Actinopteri, Cypriniformes, Catostomidae. The record is from RefSeq and is a predicted model, not a curated record.
UUAUGUUUUACGGCAGCUGUGUUUAGACCCUCGUGGACUUGUGCGCUUACACUCUCUAUUAGGAUGGCGAAAAGUUUACGCAGCAAGUGGAAGAGGAAGAUGAGGGCAGAGAAGAGAAAGAAAAAUGCCCCUAAAGAGCUGGCGAGACUCAAAGCAGUGCUGGGCCAGGGGGAGAAAGGCGAGAUCACCAUGAAAGAUGUAGCUGAGGUUGCCACCGUAGUGCCAGCUGAGAAAGUGAAAGAGAAGCAUCAAGAUGAUGGGGAUGCUGGAAAGAUGGAUUUGGACAUUAAGCGUAAUAAAAAGUCAAUGCUGGAUGAUCAAGGGCGGUAUCCUGUCUGGAUGAGUCAAAGGCAGGCAAAGAAGGUGAAAGCCAAACGUAUGACUAAAAAGGGAAAACCUAACAGUAAGAAGAAAGGGAUUGCAUGGUAGAUGAAUGGAUUUCCCUGUGUAUGGCCUCCAUUCCUGUAAUAGUUGUAAAGGAGCCUUGCUGUGCAUCGUUUGGAUGUGCAAAUUGGAAAUGUCCAUGAUUUCCAACUGAUUUUGCAGACAAAUACUUUGCAGAGUUUGCUGUUGUCAAAUGUAAUGACGAUCUAGUAGGCACUGUUUAUGGCUUAUCAUUGAGAACGCGAGAUGUGAUCAGACUGGGAUUUGUUGAAUGAAGAGCAUAUUUAAAGAUCUUUAAUCUGCUGGAUAAUAUGGGGGAAGAGUGUCUAUUUAUAUACUCUUUAAGUACACUGGAUUCAGCAUGCUACCUGUCUGACUCUUUCAAUAAAAUAAAAAGUCUGUCUCUCUAAGGCUAAACAGGCUGGAGACUUUUAUUAUGAUUACUAUUAUUUUUCUUUUUCACUUAUUGGGUCUGCUUAAUUUUUAAAUGGUAAAGUAUUAAGUGUUUUUCUAUGCAGACAGAAUGAUUAUGGAUGUGCAUAAGUUUUUAUCUUAAUAAAUCCAAUAUAUGUC